Molecule: messenger RNA, 3475 nt
Organism: Equus caballus (horse)
Lineage: Eukaryota; Metazoa; Chordata; Mammalia; Perissodactyla; Equidae
Gene: FBXO39
Product: F-box protein 39
Molecular function (GO): protein binding
Source: RefSeq, a predicted model, not a curated record
ACAGGGAAAGGGCCGGGGGCGGGACAAGAGAAGCGGCGGCGGGAGAGAGAAAUGAGGCUUGCGGUAGGCAAGGGCCAGUGGAGCGCGAACGGGCGCCUUUGAAGCCCUUCGGCAGGGAGAUCCGCUGGGGAGACCUGGGGAAACCUAGAGAGGCACUUAGCUACGGGCAAACAAUACACCCCCGCCUUCCUGCCUGCCUUUGGGGUGAUGCGUUAGGGCUCCAGGCCCUGCCGGGAAGGGAAGGGCCAAGGAAAGUGGUGGGUUAGUGCACCCCACCCUCCCGAAACUGGAAAGAUGGGGAGUUUCUCAGGCUUUGUCACGUUUAAGGCUUUCCCUUGGGGGCCCUGUCUAAGUUGGGGAAAGUGGAAGCGGUGGCAGAGCUCGCCGGGUGGUUUCCAAAGGAGAUGCGCACAAGCUGGGUGUCCCGAGACUCGACAGGAGCCCGGGCUGGGUCAGGACGGGAAAGGCGGCGGACUGGGCGCACCUGAGCCCCAAGUUCGGGGCAGAACCUCUUCCUGGCAUGAAGAGGGAAGGGCGCGGGGCAUGCCCAUCCUCACCACGCCCGCGGGCCAAGCCUCCUGCCUCCAAGCCCCAGUCCAGGGCACCUCCCCGGACAGUCUGCGCGGGGACACGUCUUGCCCUCCACGCGCAUAAUCAACUGAUCUGGCCACCCCAGGUUUGGGCCCCUGCGCCCAGUGGGGAUGAGCAGCCCCGCAGGUGGUGGCGGCGCGUCACAAAGGCGGCCCCUGCUUGACAUUUGGCCUCCGCCUCCGUCGGGGCAGAGCGAGACCCUGGAGGUCGCGGAGCCGGCGUGGAGCAGAGGCGGCGCGGGUGGAGCAGGCAGGCGCACCCGCGGUCCCCGCUGCCCAAACCGGGCGCAACCCUGGCGGGGCGCAGCGAGCGGGUAAUGGCUCUUCCUUCUUACUCCCCACAGAAAACGAGUGAUUGCUUUUCUUUCCUCGUUUUUGGAAGCCCUGCCUGCCACACAGCUGCACCGGGCACCCCGGUUCCUCGAUGGACGAGGAACGCCAACUGCUCCAGCCCCAAGAGCAGAGCUGCUGGGCCGCCCUGCCCGAUGUGUGCCUGCGUCGUGUCUUCUGGUGGCUAGGAGACAGGGACCGGUCCAGGGCGGCCCUUGUCUGCAGAAAGUGGAACCAGACGAUGUAUUCGGCUGACCUCUGGCGGUCCAGGACCAUCACGUUCAGUGGGAGACCUUCCAGGGUACACGCCUCCGAGUUCGAGUCUGCUCUUUGGUAUGUAAAGAAAUUUGGCCGUUAUCUGGAGCACCUGGAGAUCAAAUUCCUGAAUCCUUACAAUGCCGUCUUGACCAAGAAGUUCCAGAUCACCAUGCGAGGCCUUCUCUCGUGUCUGGGCAAGAGUAACAACCGUCUGAAAUCUCUCUCCAUUCAGCACCUGGAGCUGGACCGCCUCGUCUGGAGGAACAGCAUCAGGACCUCCUUCAUCAAAAGCUUGAGCUUCUUCUUAAAGAAGACGGGCAAACACCUGGAUUAUCUCAACCUGAAGGGGGCCAGGCUGACUGUGGAGCAAGGCUGCCACGUCCUCAACUCCCUGAGCUACUUACGGAACGAGAGCAUGGCCUCGGAGCUCAACAUCGAGGACUACUUCAGCCAUCACCUGGCCAUCUACAGCAGCCCCCAAUUCAACAAGACCAUGGCCACGUUCCGCAACCUGGCGUCGCUGACCCUCAACUACAACUGCCUCUCCGACGAGCUGCUCGAGAACCUGUGUGAGAACAACGCUGGUACCCUCUGGACCAUAAACAUCAAGUGCCACAUCCACGACCCCCACGGGCAGGUCAUCUGGGGCAUGUCCUGGGCCAACCUGGCCCGGCACGCCACCAACCUGAAGGUGAACUUCUUCUUUGAGCGGGUCAUGAAGUACGAGCGCUUGGCCCGGAUCCUCUUGCAGGAGAUCCCGAUCCGGAGCAUUAGUCUGAGAAGCUGCUAUUUCAGUGACCCAGACUGGUCGAUGAGGCCCACCCUGGUGGAUCUCCUGCCCACCUUCCGGCACACCCUGCAGAAGUUAACUUUCGAGUUCAACAACAACCACGAGUCGCUCGACGAGGAGCUGCACCUCCUCAUCUUGUCCUGCAGGAAGUUGUUUUACUUCAAAAUCUGGGCGUUCCUUGAUGUCAGGUUUGUGGAGCGGAUCCUGAAGAGUCAGGAAGAAGGGCAGUGUGCCCUGCGCACGCUCAAGGUGAGAAUUUAUACAAACAGAUAUGAGACAAAUGAAGAGGACAAGACCCUGCGAGAAAUUUACAGGAAGUACAGAAAGCUGAUCGAUUCAGAGCUUAACUAUUUUGUCAUCGCCUACCCCAUGAUGUGACGAGCGCCCUCCAGAGGGAGAAGGCCAGGAGCACUUUGAACCUGACCAUCCGGUUCUCCUAGAAGCACACUGGGAGCAUCCCCUACGCCCACCCCUUUUCCCUCUCUCUCCUUCUCCCCAGUUCCACACCAACAGGAACGGCCCAGCGAAGGCUGGGACUGCUGGUGACGUGAGGGCCCCGGGUGGCUGUAAAGUGCUAUCUUUACCAACUAUCUGGGAUGAUUUCCUUUUUGUCAUUUGGUUUUGCUUUUCGACCCCCUCCGUCAGCCACAGAGCCAGAAGCCCAAGGAGGCUCAGAGCCGCAUCUUCCUGGGGGACCCUGACUCCUGCUAACCUGUGCUCCUGAAACGGGGUGACUGGCCGGGAAGCACAUAGAAAUGCCGUUUCUCCCGAUUGACAUUGUCAGUUCAGAAAGCAUUCCAUCCUGGCCAACCUUCACGGCAGAGCCUUCUGACCCCUACGUGGGCCAGGCCCGAUCUCCGGUGAAUGGGAACCUGCCAGCGUGUCCUCAAAGGGAGCAGGGAAAGUCCCACGUUUAGAAGGAGAUUGCUCCGAGCCAGAUGUCCCCCGCCAGAGGGAAUUCAGCCCCUAAUUUAUGGGUGGUGUAGACUUGGAUCUCUGAGCGUGGUGCCCAGCCUGCCGUGAACGCUUGGUCUUCAGGCGUGGGCUGAACCAGGAGCGGCCCUUAUACACAUAUUUACAAGCAAUUUACAAUGUCAUGGGGAAAUGUUCCUAAUGCAGUGUUCAGUGGAAAAAGUAGGACAUAAAACUGUGUACAUAGUGUGAUAUCAAUCACGUAAAACACACACAAGGGUUUUUUUUGAAAGCACAGAAGAGAUACACCAAAAAUGUGAACGGUUAUCUCUGAGUGGUGGGAUUAUGGGUGGUUUUUAUUUUCCUUUUUAUGCUUUCCCCCUAUUUCUCAAAUUUUUAUACAGUGACCAUAUGCUAUUUUUAUAAUUGAGGAAAUCUAUUGUGUUUUAAACAGGGAGUAAUUAUAAAUUCCUGAGCCCAGGCCAUAGACAUGUAUUGCUUCUGGUCUUUUGAGAUUUUUGUGUAUAUGGGGAUUUUUUUCAAUAGAUAUAAAUUAAUAAAAUCUCAGAAUACUUUGGACAAGUGUCUCAUAUCA